AUGAGCGUGGCUGGAUCCCGCCCCAAGAAGCGAUCACCGAAACAGCAGCGGAAAAUCGCCCUUGACGCGGCAGAAAGCGCCCCGCUUUGGAGGGCCGACAUCCAAUUCGACCUACUCUCCGCCAUAUUCGCAAACCAAGUCAAAGUCUUCACAGGCAACUCUAAUAAACUGACUUUUGGCGAACUCUACACGGAAUCCAUCUUGCGCUCGCCCAAAGCAAAGACAGUGCUCAAAGACAAGCUUUCUGGAGAUGAGGCGUCUGAGUUUGCAACCGACUUUGCCAAGCUUGCCCUUCUUGUGAAUGUUGGUCGCGUUGGGGCCUCAAUGAGCUUCUUUCUCGAAACCCGAACGACGCAACGCUCAUACCAUCCCAUUCCAUCAUUGCAACACUCGAAAGGGAACCUGCUUGAUGCGCCAAGAAUAAAAUCUGUGCUUAGAGCAUGCGAAGAUAUCGGAGAGUCAAAGGGUCAACUUACGACGCCAACACAAAUGUUAGCCAGAGCCAAAGCAGGCCAAAUUCCGCCAACAACGUUACCCAACCUUUUAUUUGUGCUGUCGAACCACUCUGCUCAAAUUGGUCACGACCAUCUCCAUGAUGUAGAAUUCCUGGACUUGUUUCUCCCGAGCGCCACCUCGUCUCAGUCUCGUGCUCAGCUGUUCCUUUAUUUCUGCUACCAUUACCAUGAAGCCCCAACGGGAGAUCUCGACGACGACUCACAUGCAAAUCCGUUCGCUGGGCCAGACGGCAAACCUCCCACUUUGAUCACUCUGACCUCUGAAGAAAGCGCUCAAGAGAACGUGGAUAGUGCAGAAGAGAAAGAACACGCAGAGGCACUCGUCACGCAGAGAGAAGGUAUACUUCGGGAGUAUUCCAAGCGAGAGAGCGCGAAGGAAAAGACGGAACAGCCCUCAAAGGCCAAAGCGAAACGAGGUGGCGCUAAACGCCCAGUAAAUAACGACAAGGAUGACGAUGAUGCAAAUGGUGACUACGCUCUCAGUGAACGACCAUCGUCAGUGCGCGGCUCCUCUCCCCAUAAUCAGGGCCAUCGCCGCUAUUCUCCGUAUCCUAUGUCGCGAAACUACUUGCAGUACACUUGGCAGUUACUGCUCUCGGCCGCCGAUCCUCUUGACGAUUCGGAUGAGGAUGACGAAUACUCGCUCGUUCAACGUCUGGCUGUUUUGGCCGAGCUCAGACAACAAUCGCCAACGCCUGAACCUGCGGGUCUCCAACCUAUCCCACGACCCUUGGCAUGA
Mycena indigotica is the source of this 1254-nucleotide messenger RNA. Its product is annotated as Ino eighty subunit 1. Gene Ontology annotation, cellular component: Ino80 complex. The record is from RefSeq and is a predicted model, not a curated record. The transcript is spliced from 6 exons. The coding region runs from base 1 to 1254 and encodes 417 amino acids. Lineage: Eukaryota; Fungi; Basidiomycota; Agaricomycetes; Agaricales; Mycenaceae.